GUGUUGGGUCGCAGGUGUUCUUCACCGUGAACUACCCUAGGGAUAGUCUAGAUAUCUUGUAUUUCUUUUACCGCAGUGUCUUACUGCAUUGGGAUCUCAACCACGGCAAUUGUGGCUGACGGUAUUGUAAGCUUGUAACUUCGAUGUACUAUUUCUUUGCCGCCCUGCGGCCUAGAAGUCCAUGACAUCACGUUAUCAUGACGUAUGGCAUGGUCUUUGUCGCACAUUGAGUUGUACGGAGUACAGGAUCUUCUAUAUUCACUACUACUAUAUAACCUUCCCCCCUUGUCCUUGUCGCCCAGUAAACUCUGUAUCCAACAAUCCAAUAAUCAAGAUCUUAUCAUCUACUUUGCCUUUAACUCUCUUCCUGAGCCCUUACAAUGGCUACGGAUAUCGCUACACGGGACCUUCACAAACCCAUAGAUGUUGCCGAGUACCUCUUCCGACGACUUCGUGAGGUUGGUGUUCGUGCGGUCCACGGUGUUCCUGGGGAUUACAACCUCGCGGCUUUGGAUUACUUGCCAAAAUGCGACCUUCAUUGGGUAGGAAACUGUAAUGAGCUUAACGCUGGAUACGCCGCUGAUGGAUAUGCUCGGAUCAACGGAAUGGCCGCCCUGGUCACCACUUUUGGCGUGGGCGAGCUCUCAGCACUCAAUGCCAUUGCAGGUGCCUACUCCGAAUUUGUGCCCAUUGUCCACAUUGUUGGUCAACCACAUACGAGAUCACAGAAGGAUGGAAUGCUACUCCACCAUACCUUGGGCAAUGGCGACUUCAACGUGUUCACCAGAAUGAGCGCUGACAUCUCUUGCACUCUCGGUUGCUUGAACCAGACCCAUGAAGUGGCGACUCUCAUCGAUAACGCCAUCCGAGAAUGCUGGAUUCGUAGUCGACCGGUCUACAUUUCUCUCCCUACUGAUAUGGUAACGCGGAAGAUUGAGGGGGCACGACUGGAUACCCCACUUGAUCUUAAUCUGCCACCAAACGACCCUGAGAAGGAAGAUUAUGUGGUCGAUGUUGUUCUCAAGUAUCUGCACGCCGCAAAGAAACCUGUUAUCCUUGUCGACGCCUGCGCUAUCCGUCAUCGGGUACUCGAUGAAGUCCAUGAAUUCGUGGAAAAGUCUGGAUUGCCCACUUUCGUGGCUCCAAUGGGCAAAGGAGCAGUAGACGAGACUCACAAAAACUAUGGCGGUGUCUACGCUGGUACUGGGUCGAACCCCGGUGUCCGUGAGCAAGUCGAAUCAUCGGAUUUGAUUCUGAGCAUCGGUGGUAUCAAGUCUGAUUUCAACACGACUGGAUUUUCCUACCGUAUCGGUCAGCUUAACACCAUUGAUUUCCACAGCACAUACGUACGCGUCAGAUAUUCCGAAUACCCUGAGAUCAACAUGAAGGGUGUUUUGCAGAAGAUCGUUCAAAGAAUGGGCACUCUCAAUGUUGGACCUGUUUCGCCGCCUUCGAAUUUGCUUCCAGACAACGAGAAGUCAUCAACUGAGACGGCGAUUACCCAUGCGUGGCUCUGGCCUACCGUUGGGCAGUGGCUGAAAGAAAGGGAUGUGGUUAUCACGGAAACUGGCACUGCGAACUUCGGUAUCUGGGACACUCGCUUCCCGGCAAAUGUUACAGCUAUCAGUCAGGUGCUUUGGGGCAGUAUCGGCUAUUCCGUCGGAGCCUGUCAAGGGGCUGCAUUGGCUGCCAAGGAGCAAGGCCGGCGGACCGUCCUUUUUGUAGGUGACGGAAGUUUCCAGCUCACUCUCCAGGAGAUCAGCACCAUGAUCAGAAACGAGCUCAAUCCUAUCAUCUUUGUCAUUUGCAACGAAGGAUAUACCAUCGAGCGGUAUAUUCAUGGAUGGGAUGCUGUUUACAACGACAUUCAGCCCUGGGACUUCUUGAGCAUCCCUGUGGCAUUUGGCGCGAAGGACAAGUAUAAGGGCUACAAGGUCACAACUCGGGACGAGCUAAGGGAGCUCUUCGCAAAUGAAGAAUUUGCUUCGGCGCCUUGUUUGCAGUUGGUUGAGCUCCACAUGCCACGCGAUGAUUGCCCAGCAAGUUUAAAACUGACAGCCGAAUCGGCGGCUGAGCGGAACCGGUCCCUUUAAUUUCUUGACGGCAUAGACCGAUUUUCAUUUCUUUCGUUAGACUAUGUUCGGGAAUAAGAUUCAGGUUGUGUGCUGCCCUGAGCUUAACGGUAUCUUUUAGUUUGAUCAUGACACAUGAAUUAGAGUUUAUGUUCAUAUGUGAUAGUUAGGAAUUAAUUUUUUCAUUUUUCUUUCCGCCCUUUUUUUUCUCCUUCCUCUUUCUUUUACUUUAUAAGCACCCUAGUUGAAUUUGACUAUACUAACAAUGAACGGAACAAACGGGUUUAAGAAAAAAAUAGGGGGAAAUAAGAAAAGAGAAGAAAGAAAAAAGAGGUCUCGGAUGUAGUUUGACUGGAAGCUUUGUUCAAGCCCACUAGAAAGUGUGGCUAGCUGUGCUAAGGGACCGUUGUAGGGCUGAAAGGAACGUUCAAUGGUCAAAAGUGGAGAAAAGGAGUAGUUCUGGUGAGGUGUUCUUAUGCGCUAUAGAUCCUAAACAUUGCUAGUCUGUAACUAAGCGAGAUUUACUGGACAAUGUCUCAUUGUGUUUGCCUAUCACAUCCUACAAUUUCUCGAGGGGAGAGGGUGUGGUAGGAUUAUUGAGCGGAAGGACUAUUGACAGUUUAAUAAAGAGAUGUUUCAGAAAAGGCGACC
This is a messenger RNA of Aspergillus alliaceus, 2723 nucleotides long. RefSeq names its product alpha-keto acid decarboxylase family protein. The record is from RefSeq and is a predicted model, not a curated record. The transcript is spliced from 5 exons. NCBI's taxonomy places the organism in Eukaryota, Fungi, Ascomycota, Eurotiomycetes, Eurotiales, Aspergillaceae. Gene Ontology annotation, molecular function: thiamine pyrophosphate binding; carboxy-lyase activity; magnesium ion binding. The coding region runs from base 381 to 2093 and encodes 570 amino acids.